GUGGUCCUGCCUCCUGAGUGGAGCAGCGGUGGGAGCAGCAGGCAGGGCUGGGUUCUGCUAUUUGUGCAGCAGCAGCAUUAGCACUGGGAAUGGCUUCUUACACCUCCUGCUAGGAUCUGCCCUGAUCUCCGAAAUCACCGGUCAGGAGGUCACCACACAUCGCUGCUGCGGAGGACCAGCUUCCAGGGGGAAAGAUGUCGGAUGAUUUUGGUUUCUUCUCCUCUUCUGAGAGCGGGGCCGCGGUGGAGAAUGAAGAAGACCCCGCUGCCGCUUUCCUGGCCCAGCAAGAGAGCGAAAUAGCUGGGAUAGAGAAUGACGAAGGGUUCGGGGCAGUGCUGGUGGGCAGCCAAGCCUCCUCCAUUGAGCAGUCAGAUAUGGGGGGCUUUGAUGAUUUGGUGACCACUCCAGUGAAUGGUGAUAUGUACCAGGAAUCUUCUGGAGUCAAUGAUGGAUAUGCAGCUAUAGCACAUGCUGACCGACUCACCCAAGAGCCAGAAAGUCUUCGCAAGUGGAGAGAGGAACAAAAGACUCGCCUGGAGGAAUUGGAUGCUGCUUCCAAGGUGACUGAGCAAGAAUGGAGAGAGAAGGCCAAGAAAGACCUAGAGGAAUGGUACCAGCGGCAGAGCGAACAGAUAGAAAAGAAUAAAGUUACAAACAGGAUUGCGGACAAAGCAUUUUACCAGCAGCCUAAUGCUGAGGUCAUUGGUUACGUGGCAUCUGAUGAAGCACUAGUCCCAGAGCCUAAGGACGAGGAAACUGGGACAGAAUGGGAGCGUGUUGCCCGACUCUGUGACUUCAACCCCAAGAGCAGCAAACAGUCAAAAGAUGUGUCUCGUCUGAGAUCUGUGCUUAUUUCCUUGAAACAGACACCUCUGUCUCGCUAGUAUUCCCAUCCAACCUCACUUCACCUCCCUGUUUCACACCAAAGAAUCCAUUGUUGCAGGUCUGAGGCCCAUUCAUUGAUGCAGUCAAUAUGAGAAAAGAUCCAACCCUUACAUACACUUCCAAGCAAAAUACACCCUUCUAAUGAACUGGAAAUACAAUCUAAAGUACCAACGCCUCUAAUUUCAUUGAAUUGUCCUUUUAAAUGUAAUGGGUGUUAAAUCAAGGCUGUCUUAAUGGGAGCAUGUGGUGGCUGUGGGCUUAUGAGGGGGAGGAUAUACCGAUGUGUUAUUUUAUUGUAUAUGUGUGCCUGGGUUUUAACUGCUUGUUUGUAUAUUUCUCAUAACUGGUUCUGGAAAAGAAAAGCAUGUGUGCAACAAGAUCCAUAUUAAGCUCUUAACAGAUGGGGUUCUAGAGUACUUUAGAUGCCCAUCUUAUAGGGUAUAAAAAAUGAAUAGAGUCUAUGCACAGAUGAUGCACAUUAAAAAAAACAAGACACAACCUAUCAAUAAAAUAAACAUUUUGACAUUUA
Molecule: messenger RNA, 1414 nt
Organism: Pseudophryne corroboree (corroboree frog)
Lineage: Eukaryota; Metazoa; Chordata; Amphibia; Anura; Myobatrachidae
Gene: CLTB
Product: clathrin light chain B
Exons: 6
Coding region: 195-884 (229 amino acids)
Biological process (GO): clathrin-dependent endocytosis; intracellular protein transport
Cellular component (GO): clathrin coat of coated pit; plasma membrane; synaptic vesicle membrane
Molecular function (GO): clathrin heavy chain binding; structural molecule activity
Source: RefSeq, a predicted model, not a curated record